Molecule: messenger RNA, 4828 nt
Organism: Myxozyma melibiosi
Lineage: Eukaryota; Fungi; Ascomycota; Lipomycetes; Lipomycetales; Lipomycetaceae
Product: ABC multidrug transporter
Exons: 3
Coding region: 103-4533 (1476 amino acids)
Biological process (GO): transmembrane transport
Cellular component (GO): membrane
Molecular function (GO): ATP hydrolysis activity; ABC-type transporter activity; ATP binding
Source: RefSeq, a predicted model, not a curated record
GUGCCUAUCAGUCGAUGCAGGGCCGUGUUCUAAGCUGCAAAGACAGUUCCUACAAACCCACUACACUCCACAAUCUCACUCAAAACCCCAGACGCAAACGAAAUGGACACACGAAAGGAAAGCGACGAGAAAUCGGUCGUCAUCACCGAAGCCGUGCGCGCGUCCUCGUCUGCCUCGCGUACAGACCAGGACUCGGCCUCGGUGGUGAAGCUGCAGGAGCAGGAGCAGCCCCAGCGCACUGCGGUCGGCAACGCUCUCAGCUAUCUCAAUCCGUUUGCGGUUCGGUAUAUCCCGCCGAUUCCUGACCGGCCGGGUGUAACGCCCGAAGCGACGGCGAAUAGACUGAGCAAGAUAUAUUUUGUCUGGAUGAACAAGCUUAUGAAGACCGGAUACGCACGUCCGCUGGUAGAGAAUGAUAUCCCGCUAGUCGAAGACCGCAAACGGUCGUCUCCCAUGACCGAUCGUUUCCAAGCAAAUUUCGAUGCCCGAGUCGCCAAAGGCCAGCGCAAGAACGUGCUUCUGACCGCGUUACUCGACACCUUCCCCUUCGAGGUCUGGUACUCCAUGACCGCGCGCAUCAUCGUCGACAUCAUCUGGAUGACGGCCCCCCAGCUCUCCCGCAGAAUCAUCUACCAGGUCUCGGACGCGUACAAGGCCAAGCUCAACGGAACCCAGCAGCCCCCUGUCGGACACGGCGUCGGCAUGGUGAUCGGUCUCGCGCUGCUCUUACUCGUCUCAUGUGUCUUCCAGCAGCAGUUUUUCUACUACGCCGGUCUGGCGGGCUCGCAGUCCCGAACGGUCUUGAUCAACGCGCUCUAUCGCAAAUCGCUCAAGCUCUCGAAUCGCUCGCGCAUCGAGUACACAAACGGCAGAAUCACAAACCUGAUGUCGACAGAUACCUACCGCGUCGAGUUUUGCUGCAUGUUUGUCGAGCACUUGCUUGACGCGCCUAUCCCUCUGAUUAUCUGUCUCAUCUUGCUGCUCGUCAACAUCGGUGUCUCGUCGCUUUGCGGAUUUGCGCUGCUUGUCGUUGCCUCGCCCGCGCUCGGAAAUAUCACGCGCGUGAUUGCCCGCCGACGACUUCGGUCGACCGUGUUCACCGACCAGCGCAUCCGAUUGAUCCAAGAACUCCUUCAAAACAUGCGCAUCAUCAAGUUCUUCGCGUGGGAAAACGCCUACAUCAAACGGCUGUACUCGAUCCGCGUGAAGGAAAUCAAGCUCGUGCGCUACGUCCUCGUUCUCCGAUCAGCGAUCUUUGCAAUCAGUAUCACGCUCCCGGUCUUUGCCUCAAUGAUCUCGUUCGUCAUCCUCUCAGUCACAGGACACAACCUCGACCCGGCCAAAGUGUUUGCCAGUCUGUCGCUGUUCAACAUGCUGCGUAUUCCGCUCAUGGUCAUCCCGCUUGGUUUGACGACCGGGACGGAUGCGUACGUUGCGCUGCAGCGGAUUGAGAAGAUGUUGAUGGCGGGCGAGCUCGAGAGCGAGGUUACGUCAGACAAGGAUCUGGACUGCGCGAUUUCGAUCAAUAAUGCCUCGUUUGUAUGGGAGGCUGAGACUGAGGAGGAAGCUCUUGCUGCGGACGCGAAGAAGGCUGCGGACGAGAAGAACGCGCGAAAGAAAGGGUUCUUUUCGCGACGUAGCAAGGCGGCGAAAGCCAAAGAGGCUGAGGAGGAGAAAGAAAAUCAGCUUCGAAGGACGAUUAGUGCUGAAACUGCCAGUCUUGCCGGGAUCGAGAUCGACGCAGAAGCAGAGCACGAGGUCAGUCAUGAGUUGAAGCCGAUUGACGAAGUCAUGGAUGACUCUGAGGACGACGAGAAAACUGAGUUUACCGGUCUGCAUAAUCUCAACUUGAAAGUGAAGCCCGGAGAGCUUGUUGUCAUCACCGGAUUCAUUGGGUCGGGAAAAACGUCUCUGCUGGCUGCAUUGGUGGGAGAGAUGCGUCAGACCGGUGGAUCAGUCAAGAUGGGCGGAACGGUUGCGUACUGUCCUCAGCCGUGGAUUCAAAACUCCACUUUACGAGAGAACAUCCUUUUUGGUCGCGAUUUUGACGAGGAAAAAUACGCAAACGUGAUCAAAGGAUGUGCGCUCGAACACGACCUGGCCGUCCUUCCCGCGGGCGACCAGACCGAGAUUGGCGAGCGCGGAAUCAACAUCUCGGGCGGCCAAAAGUCGCGGAUCACGCUCGCUCGGGCGGCGUACUACGGCGCCGAGAUUGUGUUGCUGGACGACGUUUUGUCGGCGGUGGAUCCGCAUGUGGGAAGGCAUUUGGUUGAGCAGUGUAUUUGCGGGUUGCUGAGGGAUUCGACGAGGUUGCUGGCUACGCACCAGCUUCAUGUUCUGCCGCAUGCGGACCGGAUUAUUUUCAUGAACGGCACCGGAGGGUUUGAUGUUGGCACUUAUGACGAGUUGCUUGUGGCGUGUCCGAAGUUCGCAGAGUUGAUUCAAUAUGGAUCGUCAAAGAAUAGUGAAGAGGAGGAGGAGGAGGAAGAGGAAGCGCCUCCCGCUGCUGCUGAGAAGAAGGACGCAGAUGGUGAAAAGAUAGAAGAGGAGAAGGAAGACGAAGUUGAGCAAAAGAAGAAAGGCGCGACGCUGAUGAACAAAGAAGAGCGUCAAAGCGAAAACGUCUCGUGGACCGUCUAUCGCGAGUACUUCAAAGCCGCGGGCGGGAAAUACGUCGGCUGGGCUGUUGCCCCGAUGAUUGUCGGAGUCGCGAUCCUGGCUUCGGGCACGCAGAUUUUGACAAAUCUCUGGCUGUCGUACUGGACGCAGGAUAAGUUCUCGCUCUCGAAGGGUCAGUAUAUUGGAUUGUUUGUCGCGUUUGGUGUUAUUUGUGCGAUUCUGUACUUUUUGCUUGGAUUCUCAAUCACAUAUGCCGGUGCGAAUGCAUCAGUGUCUAUGAAUAUGACUGCUACAGAGAAAGUGAUACAGGCGCCAAUGGCAUUCUUCGAUACGUCACCGCUAGGUCGGAUCAUGAACCGCUUCUCGAAUGACGUGGAGUCGAUGGACAACACGCUUAUCGAUGCCUAUCGGCAAUACCUGAUGACGAUGAGUUCUAUUUGCGGAAUCCUGAUUUUGAUCAUCGCGUACUUCCACUACUUUGCGAUUGCGCUCGCGCCGAUGAUAUUCUUGUACAUUGUGGCGACGAUGUACUACCGCGCGUCAGCCGUCGAUAUCAAGCGGAUGGACUCGAACGCGCGUUCAGCCGUGUUUUCACACUUCUCCGAGACAUUGACGGGUCUGACCUCUGUACGCGCGUAUAACGAGCAGUCAAGAUUUUCGCUAAAAAUGGAAAAGGCGCUAGACGAGAUGAAUCGGUUUUCGUAUCUGCUUGUCGGCAACCAGCGAUGGCUGUCGGUACGGCUGGAGUCGAUUGCGAUCUGCCUCGUGUUUAUCACGGGCAUGCUUGCGGUGUCGGCCAAGUUCAACGUCGGGGCGGCGUCGUUGGGACUGGUGCUCUCGUACUGCAUGUCGCUGUCGAUGCAGAUGUCGAUGGUGAUCAAGCAGUUGGCUGACGUGGAGAACUUCAUGAACGCGGCCGAGCGGAUUUACUACUACAUGACGAAUCUCCCGUCCGAGGCAGCGUACGAGAUCGAGGAAGCUAAACCCCGGGCGACGUGGCCAGAGAAAGGCGCGAUAGAGAUGAAAGAGGUCGUGCUGCAGUACCGACCGGGUCUUCCGAAAGUAUUACGUGGCCUGGAUUUGAUGAUCGAGGGAGGUCAGAAGAUUGGCAUCUGUGGCCGCACGGGAGCGGGCAAGAGUUCGAUUAUGGUGGCGCUCUACAGACUUGCGGAACUCACCGGAGGCCAGGUUUUGAUUGACGGGGUCGAUAUCUCAAAGAUCGGACUGCACGACCUGCGGUCAAAACUCGCGAUUAUUCCGCAGGACCCCGUGCUAUUCCGCGGCACGAUCAGAACCAACCUCGACCCGUUCAAUAUCUACUCUGAUGCCGAGCUCUGGGACGCGCUGCGCAGGGCUGGCUUGCUGGGAGACGACGCGGCGGGGAAUUUGUCUGCGGCGCACGAAAGCGAGAAUGGUAAUGGCGCAGCCGCACCAUCAUCGCCCGACGCGCACGUCAACAGCACGAAAAAGGACGGUGAUGUGGCCUCAGGCGCGGCCGGCGCUGGAGCAGCUGCUGCUGCGAGCCCGAUAGGAAAGUUCCAGUUAGACUCGCCGGUCGAUGACGAAGGCUUGAACUUUUCGCUAGGCGAGCGACAGCUGCUGGCACUUGCGCGUGCGCUGGUGAGAAACUUCCAGAUCCUCGUGCUGGACGAGGCCACGUCGUCUGUAGACUACCAGACCGACGCGAAGAUCCAGGAGAUCAUUGUGCGCGAGUUUGCGCACUGCACGAUUCUGUGCAUCGCGCACCGGCUGAAGACUAUUAUUAACUACGACCGGAUCCUGGUGCUCGACGCGGGCAAGGUGGCUGAGUUCGGGGCCCCUCUCGAGCUAUACGAACGCGAGGAGAGUAUAUUCCGGGGGCUGUGCUUGAAGUCGAAGAUCACGACGGAAGACUUUGGGAGCGGACGAAGAUGAGUCACGAAGAGAAGGGGUUCAGAGGAAGAUGAGCGAUUUACGUGCCUGCAGCGACUUUGACUAAUAGUUCGGACGCAGCACUGCAGCACUGAUCUACGUUAACUAAUCACGAUUAAUAACAUUACGUAACCAUGCGAGCAAUUAAACUGAGCCCGAGUCGGAGUCGGGCGCUUUCGAGUCUCCGUCCGAAUGGGCGGCGAACCUAACCCUCGCACAAGUGGCCCAAACCGGUUAGCGUUGAGAGCUCGCUUGCGGAUGCGACGACCAGCGCGAGGCCGCGCGUCCUCUGCGCACA